Messenger RNA from Ictalurus punctatus (channel catfish), 2129 nucleotides. Its product is annotated as zinc finger protein 41. The transcript is spliced from 5 exons. Gene Ontology annotation, biological process: regulation of transcription by RNA polymerase II. Gene Ontology annotation, cellular component: transcription regulator complex; PcG protein complex. The coding region runs from base 107 to 1549 and encodes 480 amino acids. NCBI's taxonomy places the organism in Eukaryota, Metazoa, Chordata, Actinopteri, Siluriformes, Ictaluridae. Gene Ontology annotation, molecular function: DNA-binding transcription factor activity, RNA polymerase II-specific; RNA polymerase II cis-regulatory region sequence-specific DNA binding. The record is from RefSeq and is a predicted model, not a curated record.
CUGUAAACUCACAAAAGAAGAAGAGUAUAGGCGGUGUUUCACCCUGAGUAAACAGUGGAUUUUUGUCACUGAGAAACACCAUUUAGACCUCAUAAUAAGACUUGUAAUGGAAUCAGCAGGGAUACGACCGUGUUCUUCUAGAAAACCUCCACACACUCCUGGUCCCACUGACUCACAGCUUUGUGGGGAUGUGCAGACAGAAAAAUCUACGUCUUCAGAUGGAGGGACAUCAGGCUCUGUAGAACACAUCACCUGUGUGAACCUUCAGAAACAUGUAAAAAAGGAAGAAACUGUAGAUGAAGAAUACUUCUCGACACCAGUCUCUGUGGGACACAUCACACCUGUGGACCUACAGAAUCAUGUGAAAAAGGAAGAACCUGAAGAUAAAGGCGAUCUCUACAUGGAUGAUGCCCAGGUACAAGUCUUCUCCUGCUCUCAGUGUUCACUUUCCUGUACAUCUCAAAUUUACCUCCACAAACACAUCAGAAGAUACCACUAUGAGGAAUAUGAAAGACUGCUACAAUCAGGGGAGUUAAAAGAAAUGAAGCGUAUCACCGCAAUAAGCUCCAGUAUUCAGCAAACAGCCUCCGUUACACUCAACAGUAACUCCUCUAAUAAACAAAUGCAGAAAGGAGUCUAUCCCUGCUCACAGUGUGGGAAGAGUUUUACUGACCGGAGUAACCUCAGACGACACCAGCGCAUUCACACGGCAGAAAAACCCUAUCACUGCUCGCAGUGUGGGAAGAGUUUUUUUCAGUGGAGUGAACUACAAAAACACCAGUACAUUCACACAGGAGAAAAACCAUAUCCCUGCCCAGAGUGUGGGAAGAGUUUUAUUCGACAGAGUGAUCUACAAAAACACCAGCGCAUUCACACAGGAGAAAAGCCAUAUCAAUGCUCAGAGUGUGGGAAGAAUUUUAUUCAACAGGGUCAUUUACAAACACACCAGCGCAUUCACACAGGAGAAAAGCCAUAUCAUUGCUCAGAAUGUGGGAAGAGCUUUAUUCGACGUAGUGUACUACAAAUACACCAGCGCAUUCACACAGGAGAAAAGCCAUAUCACUGCUCAGAGUGUGGGAAGAGCUUUAUUCGACGAAGUGUACUGCAAAAACACCAGCGCAUUCACACUGGAGAAAAACCAUAUCACUGCCCUGAGUGUGGGAAGAGCUUUAAUCACCAGAGUAAUCUGCAAAAACACCAGCACAUUCACACAGGAGAAAAGCCAUAUUUGUGUUUAGAGUGUGGGAAAAGUUUUAAUCGACAGAGUAAUCUACAAUCACACCAGCGCAUUCACACAGGAGAAAAACCAUAUCACUGCCCUGAGUGUGGGAAGAGCUUUACUCACCAGAUUAAUCUACAAUCACACCAGCGCAUUCACACAGGAGAAAAGCCGUAUUCUUGCUUAGAGUGUGGGAAAAGUUUUAAUCGACAGAGUAAUCUACAAUCACACCAGCGCAUUCACACAGGAGAAAAGCCAUAUUCCUGCGCAGAGUGUGGGAAGAGCUUUAAUCACCAGAGUAAUCUACAAAAACACCAGCGCAUUCAUUAAGGAGAAAAGCUGUAAGAGUGCUUAAAGUGUGGGAAGAGUUUUAAUUAAAGAGUAGGCUAAUUUCAUACAUCAGCAAAUUCAUGUAACCUAGUUACAGAUGUGGCCUUAAAAAAUGCGUGAUUUUUCAUGCAAGAUCAGGAGGCGUAUCACGCACAAUGCCACAAGGCCAGUUUCUUAAAAUUAAAUACAUUUUACACUUCCCAGAAUAUCUACCAGGUGGCGCAUGGUCUCAAAUGCUCUGGACCUCGGUGCCAAACUGAAUCUCACAAGGAGUGCUCCUUCUCUUAAGUGACUGUAAUUAAUUAUCGUAAAUAUCUGUUUUUAUUGGAACAUCUUCAGAACAUUGAGCGAAUAUUGUUAGCUCUAAUGAUAAAUUUGUCUUAUUUUUGAAACGUAACCAGUUCGCCUGCUCAGAGCGGGGCUCGAACCAGCAUAGGAGGCGGAUGACCUAAUGAAACCUCGGAAGUGUACAGCAUCCUGUAGUUUGUUAAUGCAUGUCUUGAAGCCAGAGGAGUGAUGUACCAGUGAUGUACCAGCCUCUGUACUGUUCAAUAAAAUUAUGAAAUUACUGUUACUGUAA